UCGUUCCCAUGUUUGGGAACGAUAAACCCAAAUAUGGGAACGCAUUGAAGCAUCGCGCGGCCUGACGUGCCUACCUGGGACAGGUGCGGGUGUGACAAACGGCCGUGCCCCGUCGGGGGAGACUGUUGACAGAGGUGAACUGUACCCUACAGCUGUUGAUUCAUCUGUGUUGGUGUUGUGACGCGGUGGAGCACGUGACCGUUUAUCCGACAAAUGAGGACAAGUGGCGCGAGUGGUGCGUGUCAGCGAGCCGUCUGCGGCGUCUGUGUGACAACUGACGCCACUCGCCGCGGUGCUGGCCGUGCGGUUGGGGGAAUGGUGCGGUGACGGCCGGCCCGCGGCCGCUGCCGACUGUGCUCUGUUGAGGCGGCGAGCGGUGAGCGCUGGGAUGCCGGAGAGCGUUGGUACACCAGCGUGACGCGGCUGCUGGUGGAGCCAUGCUGGUGACGCUGCUGCUGUGGCUGGCGGCGCUGGGGCCGGCCUACGUGAUGAGCUGGAAGGGCUGCUGGGCGCUGAUGGACCUGCUGCUCCUGCCCAACGACCGAUGGCUCUCCGCCGUCGUCUCGCUGGCGAUCGGCGUGGCCGUCGGCUUCCCGCUGGUGUUCAUGCACCGCCCUCUGACUGAGGCAUCGGCGGGCCGGCGGCUGGUGCUCGCGCUGCACCACUUUGUCGGUCUGGAGGUGCAGGUGCUGCUGUGGCGCGGCGGCUGGAUACUGGCCGACCUGGUGCUCGGUGUCCGCUCGCUGGGCGGCCCGCUGGCCGGCCUGGUGACGGCCGCCGUGAUGGCCGGCACCGGGUGUCUGCCGACGGCCGGCACCGCGCCGCCGGUGCCGCACCGGCGCGGCGCCGAGCCGGCCGCCGCCGAGGCGCCGCCGGCCGCGCGCGCCCUCCUCACCCUGCUGCCGGUGCUGGCCGCCUGCGUGCUGGUCUGGCACGGCGCCUGGGACGCGCUGGACUCGUGGCUGCCGCCGAGCGCGCCGCUCUGGCAGACGGCCUCUCUGCUGGGCGGCAGUGCAGCGGCGCUGGCGGCGCUGCUCACGCUGCCCCACGGCCUGGGCUGGGUGGCCAGCGCCGACGCCGCCGAGGAGCGCCCUCACCGGCUGCUGCGGAGACUGCGUGAGGACUUGCUGGCGGCGGCGGUGACGGUGGCCGUGGUCGGAUACUGGAAGGCCCUGUUCGACCUGGCGGCGCGCCUGGCUGUGCCCGGAUACCCGGGUCUGUCGGACGCCACACUCAUGGUGACGGGCUUCGUGGUGGUGGUGCUGGCCGAUCACUCGGCACAAACGUACGCUGUCGGCCGGGUGACCUGGAGCACGGGCGACCUGCGCUGGCUGCAGCCGUUGGCCGAUGAGCCGGACGAGGGCGGACAGCCGCUCCUGACGGGAGACGCGAUGCCGUAAUGUGGUGCAGUCGCUAUAUGCUCGACAGUAAC
Molecule: messenger RNA, 1432 nt
Organism: Amphibalanus amphitrite
Lineage: Eukaryota; Metazoa; Arthropoda; Thecostraca; Balanomorpha; Balanidae
Exons: 1
Coding region: 438-1400 (320 amino acids)
Source: RefSeq, a predicted model, not a curated record